Messenger RNA from Penaeus indicus, 1171 nucleotides. RefSeq names its product nuclear transcription factor Y subunit beta-like. NCBI's taxonomy places the organism in Eukaryota, Metazoa, Arthropoda, Malacostraca, Decapoda, Penaeidae. The transcript has 5 exons. The coding region runs from base 485 to 1171 and encodes 228 amino acids. The record is from RefSeq and is a predicted model, not a curated record.
GAGAGGUCGCUCGCUCCACCUCCCGCUUCAGUGAGUGAACGUGUGCCCCCACCUCAUCCCGUCUCCCGUGCCCACUCUUUAUCAAAACCCUUACUUUUCUCCCCUUUUCCCCUCUCCUUCUCUCCCUCUUUCCCUCCCCCCUCCUUCCUUAACCCCUUCUUCGCCCCUCCUCCUCGAAAAGACUUCGGUUCGUCUCAAGUGUGUGCUUCCCUCCUCGAAGUCUUAGACCGCUUCGGGACCUGCGGCCGGCGUGGGAUUCCGUUCCAGAGAUUCCGACGGCGCAGGCAUCUCGCAUCCCGAGACGUCCGUCCGGAAGAGCGGGUUGAAGGACAGCGAAGCCCCGAGAGCAGAUCCGAACCGAUGAAGCUCUGCCCUGUGACAUGACGCAGCGUCCCUAAGGCACAGCUUUUCUGAAGGAUUCCGAAGGAGAGGUUGGGCGAGAGGCCGCGUUCCUUGGUCCGUCGCGUCUCGAGCGGAGGCCGAGAUGUCUCUCCGGAAGGACGCGACCAUCUCCUCCAAGAUGUCGGAGUACGACAACGUGCCUGUCCUGCCGGGGAACUACCACGACUACAAGGACCAGCACGACCUGCCCGUCGCGCCGCCGCACCUCCUCGGCAGCUUCCCGGUGGACGACCCGCCGCCCGUGCCCCCCCACCAGGGCGUGUCUGCCGGCACGACCCUGCCGCCGCCGCAGCCACAGCAGCACGCGCAGCUUCACCCGCAGCAACAGUUCCCGCAGCAACAGUUCCCGCAGCAGUACGCUCAGCCGCAGCCGUACCCCCAGCAGCAGCAGCAGCCCGCGGCGCCGCCGUCGGGCCGGCCGCUGCAAUUCCCGACGGAGCAGGCGCCGCAGCAGAACUACGACAGCCUCGACGUCCGGCUCGUCAUUCAGCACCAGAAGCAGCUGCUGCAGCAGCAGGAGGAACAGCUGCAGCAGCAACAGCAGCUCCAGACAGGACAGAAGAGGACCGUUGUCACCACUGCAAGCAAAUCCAGAGAGAUCUUAUGCAGAUCAUAUUCCUGUCAGUAUUCGGGAAGCUGUGCGUCCAUUAAAAUGCCUUCGCAGGAGUGGUUGAUGCAGCUUCUCCGGAUAAGGAACUCUUAUUGGCACGUGGCAUGGCUCUCAGAUGUGUUUACCCUAAGACAAAAGCUCCCAGAGGUAGCACAGUGA